AUUUUUAAUUAAAAGUAAUUUUCAUAAACUAGUUAAUAGUUUUAAUAAACGUUUUAUCAUAAUUUUAAUUUAAAAUGGUGUUCGUUAUUGUGUGAUUAAAUUGUAAUAUGAAUUUUUAUGGUCAAUACAGAGAUAAUUUGUUCAAGAAUAUUUGUAUAAAACAUAAAUAAAUAUUAAUUGAAAGAAUAAUCAUGUCUAAUUUCAAAAUUCCAUGGUUGUCUUUAACAUUAACUACCUUACCAAAUGUAGGUGGCUUUAUUGGUGCAAUUUAUGUUCGUGAAAAUGUUAAAGGUUGGUAUGAGACAUUAGAUCGACCAUCAUGGAAGCCUCCUAAUUAUAUGUUUGCUCCAGUUUGGACAACUCUAUAUACAGGAAUGGGUUAUGCAUCAUAUUUGGUAUACCGAGAUGGAUUUAAUGGAACAGCUAAAAUACCUUUGUUACUUUAUUCAUCACAAUUAAUUCUCAAUUGGGCAUGGACUCCUUUAUUUUUUCAUUUACAUAAAUUAAAAUGGAGCUUAUAUGAAAUUUGUGCUUUAUGGACUAAUGUGGCUUUAUGUGCUAUUGCUUUUUAUCGAGUCAAUAAAGUAGCUGGGUGUCUUAUGGUUCCAUAUUUAGGAUGGCUAUCAUUAGCUACAGGUUUAACUUAUUACAUUUAUACAAACAACAAAGAAAUAUCAAUUAAAGAAGAAUAACGAUUAUUAUUCAUUUUUAAGUAUAGUGUCAGGUAAAGGUAUAAAAAUCAUUAAUUAGUAGUCAUUGUUUAUAAUUUUAUAAUAAGGUUAUUUAUAUUAAAAAAGGUAAUUUUGGAAUGAAAUUAAAUAAUAUAUUUGUUAUAUAUUUC
Molecule: messenger RNA, 841 nt
Organism: Daktulosphaira vitifoliae (grape phylloxera)
Lineage: Eukaryota; Metazoa; Arthropoda; Insecta; Hemiptera; Phylloxeridae
Product: translocator protein
Exons: 4
Coding region: 192-692 (166 amino acids)
Cellular component (GO): mitochondrial outer membrane
Source: RefSeq, a predicted model, not a curated record